Cylindrotheca closterium is the source of this 498-nucleotide messenger RNA. The record is from the annotation of a GenBank genome assembly. NCBI's taxonomy places the organism in Eukaryota, Bacillariophyta, Bacillariophyceae, Bacillariales, Bacillariaceae.
AUGUCCGAAGCAAAGUAUGAGCUCGUCGAUGUCGAGAUUGAGGAAGGUGGCCAAGACUACACGAAUAACCAUCAUCAAACGUCUGCAUCCACGACUACCAGUGGCUAUCCAGGAUUUCUUCGCAAGGGGGCAAGUCCUGCCCCUGGUCCUCCGGCUGGAACAGUCUUUGUCAAGACGGGAGGGAACGCGCUUCAAGCUAUUGGUGCCUCCAUUUUGGAGCAAGAGAGUGUAGUCCGAGUGAUUGUUCCCGAGGGGAAAAUGCCAGGUGAUUCCAUAUUGGUCCAGUGUCCGCACAUCCAUGGACGGUAUGUGCCGACCAUUAUUCCAGGCGAUGCCAAACAGGGGACGGAAUUUUUAGUACGAAUACCACCACUGAAUGAAGACCAAAAUUUUUCCAACUCGGAUAUCGCUGCGGCUGGAGCGAUGGUGGUGGGCAAAGUGACGGCGAAGAGUGCUUUGAUUGCGGUUGGCGUUGCUUCGGGAGUCCUACUCUUGUAG